This is a messenger RNA of Knipowitschia caucasica, 309 nucleotides long. NCBI's taxonomy places the organism in Eukaryota, Metazoa, Chordata, Actinopteri, Gobiiformes, Gobiidae. The record is from the annotation of a GenBank genome assembly.
AUGACCCUAUCCAGACAACAUGAUAAACGGCUAGAACCGGAAAACUCAUGCGAUGUCCAGUCACUUCUCUCCUUCGCUAUUCUCCAACAAACACAGCACAAACUCUCCUUUCACCGGGUUCUCCUGGGACCCCCCACUCCCCCCACUCACCGACUCAUCCAAGGCGUCAGUCUGGAGCCCUGUCGACCUCCAGACCUGAACAUGGUCUCACAGCACGGUCACGGCUGUUUACUCACGCGCUUCUAUAACAAAACAGAUAGCAUCUCCCCUUGGCAGCAGUCUGCAGGUCGGAGCCCCCCCUUCCCCUGA